UUUUUGAAAACGAAGAAGCAAUUCACUACCCUCUUUUCUCUGUCCAUAGAGAUAGGAUCGUAGGAAUAGAGGCAUACGAAGUUGAUUUUUUUUUCAUAUUAGUUUAUUAAUUUUCUCCCUUUCUUCAUUGAAAGCUGCAAGUAAAUCGCAAGCUCUUGCCAGUGGGGUGGGGGAAAAGAAGUGAAAGAAAGGAAGGAAGUUGUCGUAUCUGCAAAAUCAUAUAUGCUGGGUGGUGGUGACACAACUGCUAGUGCUCUUGGAAGCGGCGGCGGUGGCACCGAUGGAAACGUCGCUGCUGCAUCUAUGGUUAGCAGCGGUGGAGCUCGUGAUGGCAGCAGUACUGAAGGAGGCGGUGCAGUCGUAGCGGCCAACAUGUUUGGCUCCAAUGGAAAUAAUAGCAAUUCGGGUGACGACGGGAGAGUUAGAGUUGAGGAAGGCGAGCGUUUUUACGGGGGCAACCUUUAUGAUCCAACAAACCGCUGGCCGAGGCAAGAGACUUCGGCACUCUUGAAGAUAAGGUCGGACAUGGAUGUUACCUUUCGUGACGCUAGCGUCAAGGGUCCAUUAUGGGAAGAGGUUUCCAGGAAACUAGCAGAGCUUGGGUAUCAUCGAAGUGCCAAGAAAUGCAAGGAGAAAUUCGAGAAUGUUUUCAAGUAUCACAAGAGGACCAAAGAUGGCCGAACUGGUAAAUCAGAUUGCAAGACUUAUCGUUUUUCCGAUCAACUUCUAGCCCUGGAAACCCAUCUUUCCGCUCAAACCCCAGUAACAACUGCAGCAGCGCCGCCGCAACUAAAGCCUCCAGUUCUGUCUCAGGCGACAAUAGCAGCAGCUAAUAAUCCUCCGACUCAGACUAAUAAUGUCACUGUUCCAUCAGCAACAACAGUAUUACCCAGUUUGGCUCAAAACAUUGUACCGACAAACAUAAACCCUACAAUUCCUUCUUUUCCUAACAUUACCGCAGAUAUAAUAUCGGAUUCGACCUCCUCAUCCACCUCGUCGGAUUUACAAUUGGAAGGUCGGAGGAAGAGGAAAAGAAAAUGGAAGGGCUUUUUCGAGAAGCAGAUGAAGAAGGUGGUUCACGAGCAGGAGGAGAUGCAGAAGAAAUUCCUGGAAGCAUUAGAGAAACACGAGCAGGAAAGAUUGGCUCGUGAAGAAACUUGGAGAACGCAAGAGAUGGCCAGAAUAAAUAGAGAACGUGAAUUAUUAGCCCAAGAUAGAUCAAUAGCAGCAGCAAAGAAUGUAGCUCUAAUGGCGUUCUUGCAAAAAUUAUCCGACCAGCAACACCCGGGGCAGGCACAAAAAAAUCCACCGCCACAACCGCAUGUAUCGGCUGUGGCACAAACACCGCCGCCAUUACCAGCGGCAGCAGCAGUGCCUGCUCCACAGCCUCCGCCGAGAGUACCGGAAUUAUCUUUAUUGAAGACGGAGAAUGGGGAUCAAAGUUACCAGGCAAGCCCAUCGAGAUGGCCUAAAGUGGAGGUUCAAGCAUUGAUUGAGCUAAGGAGUAGGCUGGACAAUAAAUACCAGGGCAGUGGUCCAAAAGGACCAUUGUGGGAGGAGAUAUCAGCUGCAAUGAAAAGGCUGGGUUACAAUCGCAACGCCAAGCCAUGCAAAGAGAAAUGGGAGAACAUAAACAAGUACUUCAAGAAGGUUAAAGAUAACCACAAGACAAGACCCGAUGAUUCCAAAACAUGUCCCUACUUUCACCAACUUGAUGCUUUAUAUAGAGAAAAGAACAAAUAUGACAGCUCCUCCACUCAAAUAAAACCACAAAACUCAGCUCCCUUGAUGGUACUCCCCGAGCAGCAAUGGCCGCCGCCUCCUUCCGAGGCUUACCAACAGCACCACCAACGUGAUGACGGACUCGAAUACUUGGGAAGCGAUCAAAACCAAGACGAGGAAGGGGAUGAAGACGAAGACGAAGACGAAGUCGAAGGUGGUGACUACGAAAUUGUAGCCAGCAGACCAGCUUCAAUGGGGUCGUGCGAGUGAUGUUUAGAG
Molecule: messenger RNA, 2001 nt
Organism: Hibiscus syriacus
Lineage: Eukaryota; Viridiplantae; Streptophyta; Magnoliopsida; Malvales; Malvaceae
Product: trihelix transcription factor GT-2-like
Exons: 3
Coding region: 223-1992 (589 amino acids)
Source: RefSeq, a predicted model, not a curated record